This is a messenger RNA of Caenorhabditis elegans, 2202 nucleotides long. RefSeq names its product Potassium channel domain-containing protein (gene twk-44). The record is from RefSeq and is marked reviewed. The transcript is spliced from 18 exons. Bases 1 to 2202 code for a protein of 733 amino acids. Lineage: Eukaryota; Metazoa; Nematoda; Chromadorea; Rhabditida; Rhabditidae. Gene Ontology annotation, molecular function: potassium channel activity. Gene Ontology annotation, biological process: potassium ion transmembrane transport. Gene Ontology annotation, cellular component: membrane.
AUGAACGGUCCUCUCAAUUAUCCAAUUGUUCGACGAGACACAAUUGUUGAUGAAAAUGCUAUGCAGCACUUGCUACUGCACGAGAGCAUAUGGAGCCAUGCAUUCAAGAAAAAAAGAAAGAGGGGCUCCAUUGUGAACCGUCCUUCAAAACUGAAACGCUUUGUAUCUUUACUACAAAUAAUAUAUGACAAGUCUCGAGUCCACUACCUCGUUCCUAUUAUUCUACUGAUAGCUUAUUCCGUAUUAGGUGGCUUGAUAUUUUGGUCAAUUGAACGUCCAAAUGAAGAAAUUAUGCUAGCUGACAAGAGAAAUUACAUCGCGGCACUAACAGAUGAUUUGGUGGAAGUUUUGAUGCAGAUUCACAACCGGUUGAUUGAUUUCAACAGGGUUUACAGCAAUAAUACAUAUUUGUUGAUGAUUCACUAUCGGGGUUAUCGAAAAUUUGCAUUAAACCAGAUUCAUAAGAGUGUAUAUUGGUACACGCUAUCAACAUUCUAUCUGACAGAACAUGAAAUGCAUAAAGUCGUGGCUUUGCGCCCAAAAAAUCCAGAGCAACUGUGGAAAAGACACUUUGAGAGUAACUUUGGAAGAAUACGGGCGCUGAAAAACUACACUGAACAAUUAUGUUUGCGAUGUUGGGAGUUAGGCGUCGAAGGAGCAAAUCAGGGAUGGACAAGGUAUAACUAUAGUUUGAUGGUCAACCAGAGUGUAGAAGAAUAUAAUAAUUCUGUUGGGCUGGGACAUGUAUUAACUCCAGUGUGGACCUUUUGGAAUGCAAUGUUUCUAGCAGUAACCACAUAUACCACAAUAGGAUAUGGAAACAUAACCGCCAAAACAAAACUUGGAAAACUGGCUGCGAUGGUUUAUGCUGUUGUCGGAAUUCCUCUCGUCCUCAUGAUACUUCAUAAAUCAGGACGAUUGUUUUUAAUGGGAUUGGAGCACAUGUGGGACUUUAUUUUGAGAAUUACUGACAGUUUUUGCGUUGGAUCGGGUAAACAACGUGUUCGAAAUACUGGUGAAGAUAGGAUUUCUGAAAUGCCUCUUAUUCUGGCUAUAGGAGUCGCAUUUGGCUGGAUGUUUUUAUGUGCUGCAAUAUUUCUACGAUUUGAAAAAGAUUGGGAUUAUUUUAAAAGUUUUUAUUUUUUCUUUUGUUCAUUAACUACAAUUGGAUAUGGUGACGUUACACCAACUAAUAGCGAAGAUAUGUUUAUUAUUUUUGGUUUGAUUAUCAUCGGUUUAUCAUUGGUUUCUAUGUGUAUCAAUGUAAUCCAACUAAAAUUGGAGAAACUUUUCGAGGAGCUUCUCCUCACUUUAAUGGAAGAGUUGAAUGCAGAUCCAGAUGGCACCCGUUUGAAAGCUGGUACUAUUGGCGCGCGAGAAAUGUGGAGAGCUUGGAAGAAACGACGAGGAAAGCUGAAGGAUGGUUUGGAAAGGGCAAAAGGAGCCAGAGAUGUUGCUAAUAAAGCUAGCGAAAAUUUCGUUAAGAUGCUGCCAUUUUCUCGCAAGAGAGAACGUCAAAACUUGAUAGCAGAGUUCCAGAAAAAAUUACACAGCAAGGAAAAGAGCACACAGACUGAUUUUGGCUAUCCACGCUGUGAGGAGGCUUACACGGAAACAAGUGAUGUAGACAGUUGUGUUACAGAUUUUCGUAGCUCAAUUAUCUCCGAUAAAUCUCAACAUCAUUUGCUCCUUAUACCAGAUGGUCCAAUUUGUGGGCCAUCACGUUGUGAGAGUAGGCCGGUUGUCGCGAUGGCAGAGGCUUCACUAUGUUCUUCAUCAUCAGUGAAUCCAUCGUCUUAUCCAUCAUCACAUCGUCCUAGUUCUUCGAUUCUCUCUUCUUCUCCAGGAUCUAGAAUUUCCGCGCCGUCGGCUGCUAGUUCAGCCAAGUCAGCACCUGCAGCAAGUCCAAGUCGUCAACCCCCAUUAGUUGAUUUUGAUCCAAGCCGCCGAUGGACUUUUGUGGCCACAAAUCGGAAUCAACGCGGAUAUCCUCGAGGGCUCGUUGUUCCGUAUAUGUAUACUAGGCCUAUGAGCUCCGUAGUUCAUACAACAGAAGUGAGAAGGCUGAUUGCAGAGUUAGAUGUUCGACUUCAGGACUGUCGCUCGUUGGCAACUCCGACCAACUCAAUUCGAGGGACCGUUUCAGAGAGAUCAUUCUCAAGAUCUGUUAUUUCAGACUUAUCAAUUCCAGAGGAAUCAUAG